Molecule: messenger RNA, 1359 nt
Organism: Lindgomyces ingoldianus
Lineage: Eukaryota; Fungi; Ascomycota; Dothideomycetes; Pleosporales; Lindgomycetaceae
Exons: 13
Coding region: 1-1359 (452 amino acids)
Source: RefSeq, a predicted model, not a curated record
AUGCGAGCUUUCCCGUCGAAAUCGUCCCUACUGUGCUUGAGGUCGCAGAACUUCCAGCCACUCGGCCCGAAAACAGUUCGUUGGUCGAAAGUCGCUGAGCGGAUAGAAAGCGGUUGUGAAACUGACCUUGACGUAGUCCAUUUUCUUUGGAAGAGGAAGGGUUGGUUGAGCUUCCGUUGCCAUUUACUUGUCUGCGACCGUACUAAGCUGAGUGCGGCGAGCCUUCUCGAAUCGUUCGGCCGGAUCAAGCUCUUCGAAGGGAGCGUAGUUGAUCAUCACGUUAUCCCACCGCCAUUCGUUGUGUGCUCUAGUCUAGAUUUGGGAAAGUCCCUGACCAACUCUAAUGAUGGUGUUCUUAACCGUUCGCUCAGAGAUCAGCUGGUAGAUAGGUAUCAUAAUGAACCGGCAGAGCGAAGUAGUUCUGGGACAGGUAGACUGGCUCAUCUUCAGCAUGGGCCUACUUGCAAACACUCAGAGGCUGAAGAUGGGGGUACUGCGUUAACCACCAAGGUCUCUUUGAAUAUCAUGACUAGGAUUUCCGCAGGCAAUCAAGGAGGCGAAACUCGGAACAUGAUAGCCGGGAUUCACAGCAAUGGCAAACACAAUAUGGAUCCGUACCUUAGUGAUUUCGCAUCCGCGAUAGGAUUUUGGUCGGCUUUGGAAAAUGUUGAACCAAUGCUUGCUAAAGGAAAGGAAAGGAAGGAAAGGAAAGGGAAGAUGAAGCUCAAGGUAGAUGCGAAGGCGAACAUUAUCGAGACUGAUCAAGGGGCUAGAUGUGGGCCUGACUUCAGCUCCAGUGGUAGGUGGGAACAUUUACUUACCAGUCGCAAUCUUGGCUCAUCGGCGGCUGCGGCUGAAGAGUCUCGAGAUGAAGAGACACCACUAAUUCACUUCACACGUUCUCCGCUUCUUCCCCGAAAAUUCACGAGUCAAGAGUCCUUGAUUCGUAUGGCCUGGGUGAUAAUCGCGAAAUUAAGGAAGAUAAUGUUUGAGAAAUUAGUGGCAGUGAAGACAACCACGCCGAAGAAAUACCUAUUUUUCAGCUCUCGCGAGCUUCUGAAAUCUUGUAUAUUUUUGUGCUGGGCAUUGAGUCUUGACCUAUCGAAAGGCCCGAAACCUCGUGUGCUAAAAAGAAAGAAUAAAACGAACACCACCAAAAAAGCCCAGAGAGAGAUCGAAUCGUAUGAUAAUCAUAAGACUCGUCAAGCCAUGCUUCAAGUAAAAAGGAGCCAAGCUACGGGUACCGCUCCCAUCAAACCAAGAGCUAUGAACCGACGCAACAAAGGCACAUACAAGAUCCAUUGUGCUUUUGUAUUAAAAGGGAAGAGAAUUUCGGGCAAUCGUAUCGAGGAUAGAUAA